Balaenoptera acutorostrata (minke whale) is the source of this 511-nucleotide messenger RNA. Its product is annotated as polycomb group RING finger protein 1-like. The transcript is spliced from 2 exons. Gene Ontology annotation, molecular function: promoter-specific chromatin binding. Gene Ontology annotation, cellular component: PRC1 complex. The record is from RefSeq and is a predicted model, not a curated record. The coding region runs from base 1 to 423 and encodes 140 amino acids. Gene Ontology annotation, biological process: negative regulation of transcription by RNA polymerase II. Lineage: Eukaryota; Metazoa; Chordata; Mammalia; Artiodactyla; Balaenopteridae.
AUGAGUAAUGAACUUCAUCAGGACCAACUUCAGGAGAUUGAUGAAGAUGGCAGACCCAGCGGGGAAGAGCCAGCCCUGAGUAACCUUGGCCUCCCCUUCAGCAGCUUCGACCACUCAAAAGCCCACUACUAUCGCUAUGAUGAGCAGCUGAGCCUAUGCCUGGAGCGGCUGAGUUCUGGCAAAGACAAGAAUAAAAGCGUCCUGCAGAACAAAUAUGUCCAACGUUCUGUUAGAGCUGAAGUUCGCCAUCUCCGGAGGGUGCUAUGUCACCGCUUGAUGCUAAAUCCCCAGCAUGUGCAGCUCCUUUUUGACAAUGAAGUUCUCCCUGAUCACAUGACCAUGAAGCAGUUAUGGCUCUUCUGCUGGUUCGGCAAGCCAUCCCCUUUGCUUUUACAAUACAGUGUGAAAGAGAAGAGGAGGUAGGGGCCAAGCCCCCACCCAUCCCUCUGCCCUGCCCUCCCCAGAUAUUUAUGUGAAAUUAACCUUGGCUUUAUUUUUUGAAAUAAAAACU